GGCCUCAUUUGCAUAGGGCGGGACCACGUCCUCUUCUAGCCGGCGGCCGCCCGACCGCCGCUUCCGUCAGCCUCACUGCGGUUUCCUUCCGUCUUGCUCCGCGUUGCUGGAGGCUGUGGUCCCAAUGCUCCCCAAACGGCGGCGAGCGCGGGUCGGGUCCCCUAGCGGCGAUGCAGCUUCCUCCACGCCGUCCUCGACGCGCUUCCCCGGCGUCGCCAUCUACCUGGUCGAGCCCCGCAUGGGUCGCAGCCGCCGGGCCUUCCUCACACGCCUGGCGCGCUCCAAAGGCUUCCGUGUCCUCGACGCCAGCAGCUCCGAAGCGACACAUGUUGUGAUGGAACAGACCUCAGCAGAGGAGGCCGUCAGCUGGCAGGAGCGCAGGAUGGCAGCUGCUCCCCCGGGUUGCACCCCCCCAGCUCUGCUGGACAUAAGCUGGUUAACAGAGAGCCUGGCAGCUGGGCAGCCUGUACCUGUGGAGUGCCGGCACCGGCUGGAGGUGACUGGGCCCAGGAAGGGGCCUCUGAGCCCAGCAUGGAUGCCUACCUAUGCCUGCCAGCGCCCCACGCCCCUCACACACCACAACGCUAGCCUCUCGGGCCCCUCCCUGCAGGAGGCUCUGGAGACACUGGCCGAGGCAGCGGGCUUUGAAGGCAGUGAGGGCCGCCUCCUCACCUUCUGCAGAGCAGCCUCAGUGCUCAAGGCCCUUCCCAGCCCUGUCACAACCCUGAGCCAGCUGCAGGGGCUGCCCCACCUUGGAGAACACUCCUCUAGGGUUGUCCAGGAGCUGCUGGAGCUUGGAGUGUGUAAGGAGGUUGAGAGAGUUCGGUGCUCAGAGAGGUACCAGACCAUGAAGCUCUUCACCCAGAUCUUUGGGGUCGGUGUGAGGACUGCUGACCGGUGGUACCGGGAAGGACUGCGAACCUUGGAUGACCUCCGAGAGCAGCCCCAGAAACUGACCCAACAGCAGAAAGCGGGGCUCCAGCACCACCGGGAUCUGAGCACCCCAGUCCUGCGGUCCGAUGUAGAUGCCCUGCAGCAGGCAGUGGAGGAAGCUGUGGGGCAGGCCCUGCCUGGGGCCACUGUCACGCUGACCGGCGGCUUCCGCAGGGGUAAGUUGCAGGGCCAUGACGUGGACUUCCUCAUCACCCACCCCAAGGAGGGCCAGGAGGCGGGGCUGCUGCCCAGAGUGAUGAGCCACCUGCAGGACCAGGGCCUCAUCCUGUACCACCAGCACCAGCACAGCCGCUGGGAGUCCCCUACCCGCCUGGCCCAGCAGAGCCACAUGGACGCUUUUGAGAGGAGUUUCUGCAUUUUCCGCCUACCACAACCUCCAGGGGCUGCUGUGGGGGAAUCCACAAGGCCCUGCGCAUCCUGGAAGGCUGUGAGGGUGGACUUGGUUGUCGCACCCAUCAGCCAGUUCCCUUUUGCCCUGCUCGGCUGGACUGGCUCCAAGCUUUUUCAGCGGGAGCUGCGCCGCUUCAGCCGGAAGGAGAAGGGCCUGUGGCUGAACAGCCAUGGGCUGUUUGACCCAGAGCAGGGAAGCAGCAGUGGCAUGACUCCUAGGUCAUGGAAGUCCUGCUUCUGUUGCAGAAGACGUUUUUCCAUGUGACUUCAGAGGAAGACAUCUUCAGACACCUGGGCCUCGAGUACCUUCCUCCAGAGCAGAGAAACGCCUGAGCCUGCCUGUGGCCCCCACAUCCACUCAGAAAAUCCAUUGCCCCCAACUUGGCCACUGAAUGUCUCCAGGCAGAUAUGCUGCCCCCCAACCCCCACCUUCACCCCUCUCCGCCAGGGCCUGACUCUGCUGGGGGUCAGUUGUGCCUGAAGGAUCAGUUGAGCCGCUGCUGGCGUGCUGCGGGGUGUGGUGAGGUGGGAGCCUUCGGUGCCAGCCUCAUCACUGUGUGACCCUGGGUCUGCUCUUAGCCUUACCAUGGCUCACGUUCCUGCCCUGGACGGGAUGUGAGCGGGGCCCACUUCAUGGAGCCGUGGCGGGGCCUGCAGUCAUGAAUGGCAGGUGGUCCCUGAUGUGCAGUGUCCCAUCAGUUGCACUGCAGUUACUGUGGCUCUUGCAGGGAGCCUGCCCAGAAUGCCUAGAAGAGAACCAUGCGUACCUGCGCUGCUUUUGAGAGCCAUGAGCUGGAGGCUGUGGUUCUUGCCAGCAAGGAGCCUACUGUCUGGUGUGCUGUAGGCAUCUGGAGAGGGAGAGGGCCUGGGUAGGAGUUAGGAGGAAGGUAAUUUUCAACUAUGAGGCUUCAGUGCUGCAGCGCCCCGAGCCAGGCUCUGUGCUUCUGCCUUUAAGGCCUGUUCUCAGCACAGUGUCUCAAAAAUAGGUCAUAUCCUGCCAUUCCAGUCGCAGAGCCCUUUAAUGGUUCCAAACCCUAAGUCCACACAUGGUCCCUGGUUCUGGCAUCUCUCCAGCCCCACUGGCCCCAAGCUGUUUGGCUCACCGGCUUCCUAUUUGAUGCACUCAGGCCCCCUUGGGGCCAAUUCCCUCCCCUUCUCACUGAGUCAGAAGCACUGAGGUGGGCUGGACACAGGUUCACUCCACAUCCCUCAUUUCCCCAGGCAUACUCUGGCCUCAGGCUUUGAUCCACCUGGAGUGUGCCCUCCCCUUCAGGCCUUGAAUCAAGUCACUUUGUUAGGUGAGGACUUCCCAGACCACUCAUCACAUUAAAAAAUAUUUUGAAAAUGAACAUGCAGUAAA
This is a messenger RNA of Rhinopithecus roxellana (golden snub-nosed monkey), 2704 nucleotides long. RefSeq names its product DNA polymerase mu (gene POLM). Gene Ontology annotation, cellular component: nucleus. The record is from RefSeq and is a predicted model, not a curated record. Gene Ontology annotation, molecular function: DNA-directed DNA polymerase activity; DNA binding. The transcript is spliced from 11 exons. The coding region runs from base 125 to 1609 and encodes 494 amino acids. Gene Ontology annotation, biological process: double-strand break repair via nonhomologous end joining. NCBI's taxonomy places the organism in Eukaryota, Metazoa, Chordata, Mammalia, Primates, Cercopithecidae.